AUGGCGGCGAGCCCGAGCCUGUCCAGGCUGGGGAGCUCCUUCCUCAAGGCAGGGAGCUCCUUCUUCCUCAAGAAGGCCGCCGCCGAGGGCUCGCUGCCGCUCUCCAGGCCAUUGCUUCCGCCCUCGCACUCGCAGCAGUCGCCGUCGCAGCAGCAGCAGCCCGCUGCCGCGCGGGAGUCCACGGACAGCUUGCCGCCGAGGCCACCGGCUCCGCAACAGGUGCCAGCGGAGGCCGCGGUGCAGUCAAGGCCCUCGGCGGCGUGCCUCAAGUCCACUUACAUUGAGCUGCCGCCGCCGUCUUCCAAGUGCAGCAGAGGCCAAUCUGUCAUCAAUGGGCUUAAUGUCCUUUGCGGUGUUGGAAUCCUCACUACGUGCUUCGGAAUCAAACAAGGAGGAUGGCUAAGUGUCCUCCUCCUCCCCUUAUUGGGUGCCUGUUCAUGCUACACCGGUCUGCUUCUCAAGAGGUGCAUAGACAGCUCGCCAACCAUCGAGACAUAUCCAGAUAUAGGACGAGCCGCUUUUGGUAUCUCUGGUCGCAUAUUUGUAUCAGUUGUCCUUUAUCUAGAACUCUACACAUGCUGUGUGGAGUACAUCACACUGCUAGGAGACAGCUUGUCUUCAGUGUUUCCUUCUGCACAUUUAGCUUUUACCGGCAUCUACUUGAACUCUCAUAAUCUCUUCGCCAUAGCGAUGGCUUUGGCAAUUCUCCCAUCAGUCUGGCUCAGAAACCUCAGCCUCCUCUCGUAUCUUUCUGCGGGAGGCGUGGUUGCAACGAUAACAGUCAUGGUUUGCCUGUUUUGGAUUGGUAUUGGGGAAGUUGGGUUCCACCCUUCUGGUACAGCACUCAAUCUGACCCAGCUUCCACUGGCACUUGGCUUGUAUGGCUACUGCUUCUCAGGGCACUCGGUUUUUCCAAAUAUAUACUCAUCGAUGAAGGACCGCUCACAGUUUCCUUUUGUGCUCGUGUUCUGCUUUAUAGUAGUCACAAUUGUGUACACCGGGGUUGCAUGCACGGGAUUUCUGAUGUUCGGCGAGUCCACGAUGUCGCAAUUCACACUGAACAUGCCACAGCAGUAUGUUCCCUCGAAAAUCGCCAUUUGGAUGACGAUUGUGAAUCCAUAUACCAAGUAUGCCCUGACAAUGACACCGGUAGCGUUGUCAAUAGAGGAGGCGCUGCCUAGGAAUAUGAGGAACUACUUAGUCGGAAUGUGUGUUAGGACACUUCUUGUCCUCUCGACAGUUGUCGUGGCUCUGUCAUUUCCAUACUUCGCCUUGGUGAUGGCAUUGCUCGGAUCAGUCUUCACAAUGCUUGUGGCCCUGAUCCUCCCAUGUGCGUGCUACCUCUCAAUCAAGUGGAACUCGGUACCUUUGUGGGAGGUGGUUUUGUGCAUAAUAAUCAUAUUGAUUGGCAUAUGCUCCGCGUGCAUUGGGUCAUACACCUCGAUUCACCAGAUGACAAGCACUUAGGCAGAUAGUAGGGAGUACUAUGUAGUUGUUGCGAUUUUCAAUUUUGGAAUUUCAUGAAACUGGAGAGGGAAAAUUUUCCAUUUGUUGUAGUAUAUUUCUUCUUCUUUUUUACAUAGAGAAGUUGUAAGUUUUACCGUAAUAUGGUACUAUACCUCUUGCUUUUAGGCCCAUGGUAGCACAAAACUCUAGAUCAGGUACAAGUACCGCUCCCUCCUUCUGGAUAUACAAUGCAAAUAUCGUAUGUU
Brachypodium distachyon (stiff brome) is the source of this 1712-nucleotide messenger RNA. RefSeq names its product amino acid transporter AVT1C. Bases 1 to 1467 code for a protein of 488 amino acids. NCBI's taxonomy places the organism in Eukaryota, Viridiplantae, Streptophyta, Magnoliopsida, Poales, Poaceae. The transcript has 10 exons. The record is from RefSeq and is a predicted model, not a curated record. Gene Ontology annotation, cellular component: plasma membrane.